Molecule: messenger RNA, 3936 nt
Organism: Opisthorchis viverrini
Lineage: Eukaryota; Metazoa; Platyhelminthes; Trematoda; Opisthorchiida; Opisthorchiidae
Exons: 4
Coding region: 1-3936 (1311 amino acids)
Biological process (GO): regulation of transcription by RNA polymerase II
Molecular function (GO): DNA-binding transcription factor activity; RNA polymerase II cis-regulatory region sequence-specific DNA binding
Source: RefSeq, a predicted model, not a curated record
AUGGCCACAAAAGCUGUCAGAAACAGAACUUUCACCGUAACCUUCGCCCUACCGGAGAUUGCUGAACAAGCCUCAUACGCUGAUCAUUGGUUCGUAUUCAUUCACGGCGAUACUAUGCAUGCCAAAUUGCUGCAACGCUGGGAUUUACCAGACAGGUUGGUGGUCUUAGGACGGACAGUGGAAACCGCCAAGCAAGCGGCUGUCAAAGUCCCAAUGCCUCGAUUCAAAGUGACACCACAAACUCAGAAAAUUCAUGAAGACAGUAGCAGUCCAACAGAGGAUGAAGAUGAUGAUGAGUUUCCUGGUGAUGAAUUUGUGGAACAAACAGUAAAGCAGACUGAUGAAGAUUUGAGUAGUUCCUCACAAGACCUUACAUCCAGUUUGUCUGCACUUGCUGGUGUAACGCCAUCCGGCUGUACACCAAACAUGCAAAUAGCAGCACUACUCGCACAGGCGGCAGCAACGAUGGCUGCCAUGGGAUCUGGAACAAACCUCCCACUACCACAAGCGAUGCAACCUCUGAUCGCACCGUUAGGAUUGUCGUUACCUUCCCUUCCGAAACCAGUCCCGGAACCGAUGAUGAUUAAUGCAAAGACAGCUGUGAAAUAUAAGCCCGUAACCCCGAUAUCUGGUCCGAGUUUACCUCUGAAUCGAAGUGCACAGCUACCCCGAAUGCCGAUGGGUAUCCUGAUUGCUAAAUCUAGACCAAGAGCAUGGACUGUACAAAAACCGUUGCCAAAAAGCAGAAUUCCAACGCCAAGUUCUAUAUGGAACUCAAAAGUGCAGAAAACUAUGCAACAAACGGUCGCAACACCCGUUAGCUCGUCGCCGAUAAAGAAAGCAGUACAAGCGCUACCACAAAGAACCGUCCCGAAAGUCACCCCACCGGGAGCAGUCGUAUCACUAUCAAGCACGGCUGAACAAUCGAGACCAUCGUUGGUCGUCACAGCCCCAACGACUAAACCAGGACAUCCUGUCAUAGAGACAAAUUCUCCCAAAGUGGGAUCAGAUCCAGGAUUUACCAUAUCACUGCCAACUUCCACAUCGUCACCACUUAGUGUUUGUAUUCCCUCGUCGAAGCCAGAACCACAGUCCAUACAAAAGGCACUGACGGAAGACAGAAAUAUAGUAGUACCUGUGUCGCAGCCAGCAACGGUUAAUGUAAAGUCGACGCUGUCAGAACCGACCAACUCCCUAGAGAUGAUAAAAGCUCCAUCACCGUGUGACUCGUCGUCCUCUUCGUUGUGUAAACCCGCACCACUGACAAAGCCUGAGCAAGAUCCUGCCGAUUCUCCGUCACCCAAUCGACCCCAACGAAAAUCAAAACCCAUACCCGCAGUUCCCAAGCCACCACCUAUUGACGUUGGGAUAAUUCCUCUUCCCGCUCCACCCAAGGUGAAAGACAGUAAACCGAUGGAUAAAAAACGAUGCAGAUCGCGCGAGCAUGUACAAUGCCCUGUGUGCAGUAAACUUCUCAGACGCAGUUCACUUACGGAACACAUGGAAAUGCACAACAACGGUGGACGAUUUUCCUGUCCCGUGUGUUCUAAAAAAUUCAGUCGUGCCAGUGGUCGAGAGAAGCAUCUUCGUGUCCAUACCGGUGAGAAACCGUUCAAGUGUCCGCACUGUCCUAAGGCCUACCGUCAGCAGAUUCAUCUCAACGAACAUUUGCGGUCACAUAGUGGUGAAAGACCGUUUGUUUGUCGGUUGUGUGGAUUUGCGUUGUCAUCCAGAUCCCAACUGACACGUCACAUCCGUACGCACGGAGUUCAAAAGAAACCGGCCGAAGUGCCAGAAUUGUGGUUCAAAUCAGACGCACCAAAAGAAACUGUACUUGGCCUGGCGGCCGAAGUGGGCCGUGUACUUGACGAGAAGGAUGAGAAACCGAAUAACCAGAAAACCAGCAAAGGUAAAUCUCGGGUUCUAGUGGCCAACGGAACGGAGGAGAACAAACAGCAAUCCGUGGACUUGGCAAAGCUGAGCCGAAAGUGUUUGUGUAAUGCGUGUCCUGCAGGAUUUCCCACGAUACAAGCUUUACGUAGUCACCGACAGUUCGCACACGGAGGAACUUACCCACACAAGUGCAGGGAAUGUGGAGAGGCGUUCGCUUCCGUGAAGCUCCGUCAAGCUCACUAUCAAGCGAAGCAUCCGCAUAUAUGUCCGUUUUGUUCGAUGGCCAUGUCACAUCGGAGGCCUGGUGUGUUGGAAGCGCACAUACGAGACUGUCAUCCCGACGAAGAGAGACUCGAACCGGACCCGGUGGAGAAGCCACCCUCACCUCAACCUUCAACCUAUCGAGUCGUGGAGGUUGCUACCAGGCAGUUACGAAGUACAACCAAGCGGGUCGCUUUUACGGAUGAUUCUGUUCAGAUACCAAAGUGGAAGCGUUUUCGGCCGGACAAAGUGGAAUCCGACACGAGCUCUGAGGAGGAAGAAGAUGGUGAUAGUCAAUCGGAUGAGCAACGUAGCGGAGACUCUGAGUAUGUAUCCGAAAGUAAGGAAUCGGUUUCUUCUGACGAACCGAAUUCCAAAGCCAGAGGAAAACAAGGUGAGGACGUGACGGAAGCGUCACAGGUAGAAUCAGGUAAAGCCACAGAAGACCAUAAUACUAACGGUGCUGAGAACUUAACGAAUUCAGUUGAAAACGAAGAAAAGCCGACAUUAGCUGAAAACGAACCCGAGCCAAAGGAUGUCAAGACACUUCCAGCCCUCUUCUUUUUUGUUCAGAACAUUGCACCUCCCUCUUUUUCUGAACCUGAUAGGCCGACUACAGUUGCGGCUCAAACAUCUCCCAACAACUCACCUUCGCAGUCGCACCCCUCCGGUUUCGUAGGCAGUCUGUCUGAAGAUCCAGCAACUGGUGCAGUUAAAUCUUGUUCAAUCUCCAUUCCUUCACAUGCACCAGAACUUUCAUCCCCUAGGGUAUCAAGAGAGGCUGGUGAUAUCCACGCCCAACCACACAUCUCUAAUGCAUCUUGCAGCACUGACCCCACCCCCUGUACAGUAUCAGAAAUCCAUUCAUCCCCGGUGAAACAGAACAUCAGACAGACAUCGAUGAAGGAAAACAAUAACGAGGACAUUCCUCUUGAUGUUGUCAAAUGCAACGGUGAGAGCACAGCUUUAGUCAGAGGUGAAUCUCCCACAGUAACUGACGGGCAUAUGCAGGGGUCACUCACCUUAUCCCCAAUUCCCAUCAAUUCCGAUCAAAUUGGUCACUCUCUUCGUGAUGUCGCAAGUCCCCAGAAUGACUCUUCUCCACCACCCAGUCGAGCUACUGAACCAGACGGUUCUCCACACGUCUUUGAUACAUCUCAUAUUAAUAGGGAAUCGAUUUGUACAGCACCGAAUAUGAGAAUGUCUUUACACAACGUAGACAUUGGUCACACACCCACACUCUCAAACAGACAUGACCUGACAGAUGUUUCGUUGGGUAACGUCAAGGAUUUCGAAUCACCGCUUGUAGUCCAGGCGGAUGCCUCCUUGAACGAGUCGGGUCUAACCAGUUGCUCAGUUGCUCCGUCAGCUGAAAGUCCAGUUGCCAGUAGCCCACAGGCUUCUUCUCCGCUCACUCACUCCCUUGUUGAGAUGCCAGAUGGCUCUUCUGUCUCCAUCCAGAAACAGCAAUCUCCUCACACAAACAUUACAGCUCCGUCCGAUCCUGACACAGUGUGUCACGACAUGAAUACGGUUAUUAGUGCGGUAGCUGAUAUCCCCCCUGGACACACCACACAAACAUUACAGCUCCGUCCGAUCCUGACACACGGGCCCUUCCUGUUAGACUCGGUCGACAGUUUGGCCCAGGGUAUGAAAACUGAUGAGAAUAGUCGUUCAAACGUGGCACCAUAUCGGUGCACACCUGCCAUGCAAUUCACACGAAGCAGGAGAGAUGAAAUAUUGCCGGCAUUGGAUUCGAACUACGGACCUACCGGCGAUUAA